CCCGCCGAGGAGGCCACGCUGACCUUCCGGUACCAGCGGAGCCGGCGGGAGCUGACCAGCGACCUCCAGGUGCCGUCCCUGGGCGUGGACGUGGGCAGCAGCCUGCGGCUCCGCGAUCUGUCCGACCCCGAGCAGGCGCGCUACAGCCUCACGCUGGACGUCCAGGCCUGGAAAACCACGGAAUUGACCCUGACGGGCCACAUCAGAUGUGACCGGAGGGAAGAGGGCUCCCUGGGCGUCGUGCUGUCCGUGCCCUUCCUGAAGGCCGAGGCCCGGAAGGAGGGCCUGCUGCGCUGGGCCCCCGGAGAGUUCCUGCUGAGGCUGGACAGCUCCGCCACUGCCUACGGCACCACCGUGUCCAAGCGGGUGGCCUGGCGCUACGACGACAAGAAGAUGGAACUGGAGUGGAACACGGGCACCAUCACGGACACCGGCACGCUGGCGGCCCACCUUCCCCUGGACGUGGCCGGCUACAGAGAGAGCCUGCGCCGGGCCUCCUGGGACCUGCUGGAGCGCAAGGUGGCCCACACGGACAUGAGCUUCCGCCACAUGGGCUCCAAGCUAGUGGAGGCCAUGGACACUUGGGCUCAGAGGGCCUCCCAGGGCCUCCCUUACGGCCAGAGCCUGCAGAGGGCACUCCACGGCCUCCGCCAAUGGGAAAUGCCGGAGCUGCGGGUCCCUGACAAGCUGUUCUUGAAAAGCGAUGGCCGGCUCCGAUACACACUGAACAAGGACCACGUGAAGGUGGACAUUCCUCUGCCUUUUGGGGGGAAAUCCCUGGAGCAGCUGCAGCUGAGCCGUGUGAUUCGCACCCCGGCCCUGGACCUCCAGGCCAUAGGACUCCGCUGGCCCGAGAGGGAGUUCAGGCUCCCCGCACUGAGCGUCCCCGAGUCCUACCCCCUGCGGGUGCCCCUGCUGGGCGUCCUCGACUUCUCCACCAACAUCUACAGCAACCUCUACAACUGGUCAGCUUCCUACACAGGCGGAAACACCACCAGCGCCUCGGCGGAGCACGUCAGCAUGCAGUCUCGCUAUCACGUCAAAGCCGACUCGGCCCUCAGUCUCUUCUCCUACAGCCUGCAAG
Gracilinanus agilis (Agile Gracile Mouse Opossum) is the source of this 1084-nucleotide messenger RNA. RefSeq names its product apolipoprotein B-100-like. Gene Ontology annotation, cellular component: mature chylomicron; low-density lipoprotein particle; very-low-density lipoprotein particle. The transcript has 5 exons. The annotation marks the transcript as partial. Gene Ontology annotation, molecular function: low-density lipoprotein particle receptor binding; cholesterol transfer activity. The record is from RefSeq and is a predicted model, not a curated record. Lineage: Eukaryota; Metazoa; Chordata; Mammalia; Didelphimorphia; Didelphidae. Gene Ontology annotation, biological process: triglyceride mobilization; lipoprotein transport; cholesterol homeostasis.